Molecule: messenger RNA, 1463 nt
Organism: Phragmites australis (common reed)
Lineage: Eukaryota; Viridiplantae; Streptophyta; Magnoliopsida; Poales; Poaceae
Product: jasmonate-induced oxygenase 4-like
Exons: 3
Coding region: 97-996 (299 amino acids)
Source: RefSeq, a predicted model, not a curated record
ACAGCACCAUUAAUCUCACACCGCCUUGUACAUAUGCCACUUGCAAUGCGUGUGUAAGUGCAGGUCUCCUGUGCAUCUUAGCACCAGACAGCUCCGAUGGCUAGCUGCUUCAACGGCGGCGCCGGCUGGCCGGAGCCCGUCGUGCGCGUGCAGGCCGUAUCGGAUACCUGCGGCGCGACGAUCCCCGAGCGGUACGUCAAGCCUCCGUCCGAGCGGCCGUCGUUCUCGCCUGCCCCAGACGGUGGCGGCGGCGGCCUGAACAUCCCGGUCGUGGACCUGUCAAUGCCGGACGCGGACGCGACGUCCCGCGCCGUGUCGGCGGCGUGCCGGGAGUGGGGGUUCUUCCAGGCGGUGAACCACGGUGUGCGCCCAGAGCAGCUGCAACGCGCGCGGGCGGCGUGGCGCGGCUUCUUCCGGCAGCCGGCGGAGGUGCGCGAGCGAUAUGCAAACUCGCCGGCGACCUACGAAGGGUACGGCAGCCGCCUGGGCACCACCAAAGGCGGUCCCCUUGACUGGGGCGACUACUACUUCCUCCACCUCCUCCCCCCGUCCCUCAAGAGCCACGACAAGUGGCCCUCCCUCCCUCCCUCUCUGCGGGAGACGACGGAGGAGUACGGCGAGGAGGUGGUGCAGCUGUGCCGGAGGGUGAUGCAGCUGUUGUCGAGCGGGCUGGGGCUGGAAGCCGGGAGGCUGCAGACUGCGUUCGGCGGGGCGGGCCACGAGGGGGCGUGCAUGCGGGUCAACUUCUACCCUCGAUGCCCGCAGCCGGAGAUGACGCUCGGCGUGGCGGCGCACUCCGACCCCGGAGGCAUGACCAUGCUGCUCGUCGACCACCACGUUAGGGGCCUGCAGGUCAGGAGGGCCGACCAGUGGAUCACCGUCGACCCCGUUCCCGACGCCUUCAUCGUCAACAUCGGAGACCAAAUCCAGGCGUAUAUGGAUGUGUGCCUACAUGGAUUUGCACUUGAUGUGCCAUUGCUAUCACUGAGGAAGUGAGGAUCAAGUAGCGGAUCCGCGGAGGCCCUGAGCCAUUCGCUCACGAAAACGCCAUUGUCCGUCCACGUGGGACUACCGGCCACAAGUGGAACAGUAUUUAUUGAGACAGAGUAGUUGUGCAUAUAAAUACUAUUUUUAUAUAUACCCUCAGUACAUGACAGUCCAUCCGUUUUCGUCCCAUGUAUGCACCUAGACAUAGUAUAUAGAUCAGUAGAAAAUCACCUUUACAUAUAAUGAGUGAUCUAAACCAGUAGCAGUCGCAGACGUAAUCAUAUACUACAAAUAUAUAUACAUAUAUCACCGGCCAGAGUUAGCGGCCUAACUUUUGUCCGUCUAUAAAAUUGUGUAAACCUAAACAGCAUAUUAAUUAGUCCAUCCAUGUAUCUGCAUGCAGUGCGCAUAUAUGUUCUGCCAAAGCUGCAGCGAGUGUAGCACUAACAUACGCAUGCACGCGUGCCAUAUAUGCA